Molecule: messenger RNA, 5600 nt
Organism: Notolabrus celidotus (New Zealand spotty)
Lineage: Eukaryota; Metazoa; Chordata; Actinopteri; Labriformes; Labridae
Product: tyrosine-protein kinase receptor UFO
Exons: 20
Coding region: 418-3228 (936 amino acids)
Biological process (GO): positive regulation of kinase activity; natural killer cell differentiation; protein phosphorylation
Cellular component (GO): signaling receptor complex
Molecular function (GO): ATP binding; transmembrane receptor protein tyrosine kinase activity; protein binding
Source: RefSeq, a predicted model, not a curated record
GAGGGACAAGACCGAGGCAGGGGAACGUCUGAGGGAGUCUGAGGGAACCGGUGGGCAGGAGAGACUUUGGACUUUGGUUUAAACACAUUCUCAGUGUCUCUGGAAGUGGAUCGACUUUGAUUCCUCGGGAUCUCUCCUCGGACUAAAGUUUUGCUGCGCUUUUGGCUGUGCGCUUUUUUUUUCUCGCUGUGCGCUUUUUUUCCUCGCUGACUUUGAUGGUAGGCUACUCCGUGUUGGGAUUAACCAAAACAACAACACUAAGGGAAAAAGACUACUCAGAGAGGAGAACCGUCUCCUCAGAAAAGGGAACUGAAACGACUGGAUCGGGUUUUCUUUGGUCCCAUCUUUGGAUAACCACACUUUGUUCCUCACAGUGAAACUUUAACUUUGGAUCUUGGGAGCUGCUGAGAUGCGGUGAUGGAGUCCGCUGAUGUUUCCAAGAUGACUUCUCCUCUUAUUUCCACAUGUUGUCUCUUCUCAACUAAAACCAUGAGCCGAUUGAAGUGGUCUGUUUUGAUCCUCACCGUCCUUGUAUCUGCUUGGAGUCCAGUUUCUGCAGGUGAACUGACAGAUAUGACGUUUGAGCGGAGUCCCACUACCAUCAUCUCCUCCCUGGAGAAACCCGUGGAAAUGCACUGCACCCUGAAAGGCACCGGGGGCGAGGAAGAGGACCCUCCUGAUGUGCUCUGGCUGAGAAACGGCGAGCCACUUCCUGACGCUGAAACCAACCAGGUUCAAGUUCACACCGGCAGGAACAGUUGGACGAUAAUGAGCACGCUCAGUAUUGAAAAGGUCCACCUGCUCGACAUGGGCUCCUAUCGAUGUGCCGUCUUUUCUGAAAACCAUCAGACUCUCUCUGAGGAGGGGGGAAUCCAGCUGGAGGGCCUUCCUCAUUUCUCGGUGGAACCCCAGCACAUAUCUGUAGUGGCCAACCUAUCCCUGAGCCUGAGGUGUGUGGCACACGGACCUCCGGAUCCAGUGCGUGUCAUCUGGCUGCAGGACGGGGCUCCUCUCAACUCCCUGACGGACCCGGUGGCCCUGUCGCCCUCAACACUCAACCUAGCAGGUUUAAACAGGACCAGCACCUUUUCUUGUGAGGCUCACAACCGCAAAGGUGUGGCCACCUCUGGAUCUGGAACUAUUACUGUUCUUCCAUCCCAGCCUCAGAAUCUGAGAUCUGUGGAGACCACGCCGACCAGUCUUCGUUUAUCAUGGCGGCCUGGCUUUGGAGGCGACUACCCGAUUGUCCGUUGUUCAGUUCAGGCCAAGCUUUCAGGAGAGUCCUUCACAGCCGGCCCGGAUAAAAUGAUCCACAACCAGAAUGUGAACAUCCCACCAGCCACGCACUUCAUCGGGGACCUGGAUCCCCACACCCUCUAUGCAGUCAGAGUGGCCUGUCACAGCAGCCAGGGCCCGUCUGACUGGUCGCCCUGGGUGGAGCUACUCACCAAAGAAGGAGUGCCAGAGAACCCGCCUGUCAACGUGACCGCCGCGCUGAAUGGGACAGAUGUCCUGAUGACAUGGGAGGAGCCUCCAGGAAGGCUUAAUGGAGAACUGCAGGGUUACAUGGUGGAGUACAGCACACCUGAGGCCCAGCAGCUUGUUGUGGAUACUGGGUUGGACACUGAGCUGUCAAUCAACCUGUCUGUCCCCCUCUCCAAUGUGUCCUAUCGAGUGUGUGCGUACACAGGGGCAGGGCAAGGACCCUGGACCCCCAUACAGACUCUGACACUUACUUUCGCUGAAACUGAGGAAUUUCGAGGUCACCAGUCCCCUCAGGCCUUUUCCUGGCACUGGUGGUAUGUGGUGAUGGCCAUCGCCGGCGCCGUAUCCAUAGCUGUCCUCAUGGCUGUUUACGUGGCCAAGCUGCGGCGCAAGGAGACCCGCUUUGGAGAGGCGUUUGAACCCAUGAUGGAAAGUGGAGAACUGGUGGUCAGGUACCGUGCACGUCGCACCUACAGCCGCAGGACUACUGAGGCAACAUUGAACAGCCUCGGCAUCAGCGACGAGCUGAAGCAGAAACUCCAAGAUGUGAUGGUGGACCGACAUAAACUGACUCUGGGAAAGACGCUGGGAGAAGGGGAGUUCGGCUCUGUGAUGGAGGGUCUUCUCACUCAGGAGGAGUCCGCUCUCAAAGUUGCUGUGAAGACUAUGAAGAUUGCCAUCUGUACCCGCUCUGAGAUGGAGGACUUCCUGCGUGAGGCGGCCUGCAUGAAAGAGUUUGACCACGCCAACGUCAUGAGGCUCCUGGGUGUGUGUCUGCAGACUGUGGAGAGUGAAGGUUACCCCUCCCCUGUGGUUAUCCUGCCCUAUAUGAAACACGGAGACCUGCACAGCUAUCUGCUCUACUCAAGGCUGGGAGACUGUCCUGUGUACCUCCCGUCUCAAAUGCUGGUGAAGUUUAUGACCGACAUUGCCCGAGGAAUGGAGUACCUCAGCAGCAAGAACUUCAUCCACAGAGACCUGGCUGCUCGUAACUGCAUGCUGAACGAGAACAUGAAUGUGUGUGUGGCCGACUUCGGCCUCUCUAAGAAGAUCUACAACGGAGACUACUACAGGCAGGGGCGGAUCUCGAAGAUGCCCGUGAAGUGGAUCGCUAUCGAGAGCUUGGCUGAUCGAGUCUACACAACCAAGAGUGACGUGUGGUCGUUUGGAGUAACCAUGUGGGAGAUCGCCACGCGGGGCCAGACUCCUUACCCCGGGGUGGAAAACAGCGAGAUUUAUGAUUACUUACGACAGGGGAACCGUCUCAAACAACCUCCAGACUGUCUGGACUGCAUCUACUCCAUCAUGUUCUCCUGCUGGCUCCUGAGCCCGAAGGAUCGUCCAUCAUUCGAGUCUCUGCGCUGCGAGCUGGAAAAAGCCCUUGAGGAUCUGCCCGACCCCCAGGACCCAGACGAGAUCUUGUACGUCAACAUGGACGAGUCCUCCAUGGAGCUCGGGGCCGUCGGUGGCCGCGACCCCCUCGGAGGGUCGUCCCCUCUUUGCCUUAAGGGCCUGGACUCUGUGACCACAGCAGAGGUUCACCAUCCGAACCGAUACGUCCUCUGUCCCCAACACGAAACCAACCGGGCCCUCUCUGAUUCCCUGGAGAGCCUGGACAUGCCAGUGUCGUCCUCCACGGCCACGCUGCCCCUGCAGCCGUCCUGCCGCUCCACCCCCAACCCCACCCCGACUGUGGAGCUGAUGGAGGACAGGGAAGGGCCCAGGAAAAUGACCUGGCAAUGAUGGAUUCACUCUUAAAUAAUGAACAAGACUCAUCACUGCCAAACUGUGCCAUCCUUUCAUUCCAGUCCAAGAUCGAGGUCGAGCUUCUGCUGCUGACUGUAAGAAACCUCACGUGCCCCUUCUUACACCCUUUGCACAAACGUUCUCACACACACACACACACACACACACACACACACAGCUGAAAGCAUUCCAAGGAAGUGUAGGAUUGGUAUCAUUCCCUUUGUUGCCCCCUUUGCUUCCUAAAUGAGCAGAUGUCUGAGUGAGUGUGACAGAAGUAUGGGACGUGAUCAGAUCAGUACGGCAGGAGGAACUCUGCUACCAACGAUGAAAGAUUGUGAGCAUGUUCAGAAGACAUGCGACGUACACUGCAGCACAAUCAGAAGAAAUAAAAAAGCCCAGUCGUCAAAGCAAUAAAUACACACAACACCUACAGCUAUUCUUCUUCUGGUAAUUAAGCUAAACAUGAUCAAGAGUCUGUGAAACCAGCUCACACACUGCCAGACUGAACUACAACCAAACACACUCAGGAGCUUGAGCUGUCCAUGGAGUCAGUGCUAACAUGGAGGACUCUGAAACGGACCUCUGAUGGAGAAACUCGUCUGAAUCUCAGCACAAAAAAAAGGAUCUGCAGGGUUUGUAUGGGAGGAGCUGAGUGCCUCUCAUGAAGGCAUUAUCAGGCAGAGAGGACUGACUGUUUUGAGGUUACAGUGAUGGACGUUUGUGAAGGAUAAUGUGUUCAAGUCACAGAUGUUGUUGCACCAUACUUUUUAUACUUUGAGUUGUUGUUUUUGGUUUGUAGAUCGGUUCCUUUCCUCCUUACCUUCAAAUGCAAUUCACAGAACCUAAAUUUGAAGCUCUAUCACCCAAUAUGAAGUCACUGAAAUGGUUUAAAAUAUAAACACUGCAGAAGAAGAGCAGGUUACCAAAAUGUGCAAAGAAAAAAUCCUCUCCAGGCUUCAGACGGUUUUAUGUGAAGCUCUCUCAUAUGAGGGACCUCUUGCUCAUAAAUCUAAAUCUGGACUACUUUUUAAAGACGUAUUUAAACCCUCAAAUCCUCCCCAGGUCUUGUACCACAAGCUGUGUUUUUUUAGUACCAUGAGCCAUCAUUUCCUCACUGACAGGUCAGUCAGCUGUGCAAGUCCUGUUUCACCUGCUUUCUGAAUCUUAAGUCAUAACUCAGGAACCUGAGACUCAGCAGGGACCGAGGUACUGUUCACACCAAGGGGUACAAAAUAAUCAGAGGUAGUUUAAGGGACUGAGGGGGGUCGGUACAGACGAUGGAGCUACCCGAGGCAAAGGGCAGGAUAAGCUCCUCACUUUGGUCUCAGGCUCAAGCACAGUGUUAUUACAGAUGUAAUUGUUUUGUGCUGUUUUUUUUUUUAUUUCUACAACUUUGCACUAAUGUUUUAUAUCAAUGUAUGUUUGUUUGUUUUGUGUAUAUCAUUUUUGCUUUUUUUAUUUUAUGUUUGUAACUUUCCGGACACUCUGUAGAAGCCUCUCAGCCGACACAUAACAACCUUUAUAUUCACAAGAACUCAACCUGUGAAUGCAUGGCAGGGCGUCGAACUCAAGUAGUGUUUUUCAUAAACAAGCAGAGGCUGGGAAACAUGACUAACCUCAUCAUCUGACAUCAUCCCAACCCUUUUCUGGGAUGUGUUUGUCUCUGGAGGUUUAGCACUGUAAAUAGUAGUCUGUUACACGCAGAGCGGAGGAUGAGGACACAGGGAGCAGCAGCUGAAAAGCAAAUAUGAGUGAGGCCGUGCGAGCGUCACCAGCUGCAACUUUGCAUCAUGCAUGCACUUAUUUUUAUAUAUAUAUAAAUAUUUUACAGAUCUUAACUUGACCAUAUUUCAUCACACAUUUUGGGAGGAUGUGUUUGAAUGAGGCACUGUGUUUUUUUUAGCUGUAUGCAUCAAAGGUACUUUUAUAUGUAACAGAGUAAACAGUGUCGUACUGAAAUGAACAUCCUCCUCUGGUACUGUGUGUACAGAAUGAGAGUCAGACAUUGUGCUGAGACCGGGAGGUACAGGUAUUUCAUACGUUUGAAUGCAAGACAACAAUGCUUUACCAAACCCUGUUUGGAUUUCUUAAAGUGCUCAAAAAGAAGUGAAAGUUUAUUCCAACAACAAACUAAAAAAAAACCCUUUGUGACUUUUCUCUUCAGCCGUCCAUCUUUCAUCGACCUUCAGUGCCUUUAGAGAGCCAGUAUUUUGCAUUACAGAUGAUUUGUGACUGAUUCUCCUGGUGUGUUGAAUUGGGAGAAGACUGUAUAUAUCUAUACUUGCCUUUAUAUUGUCAUGAUUUGUAAACAAAUUUUUAUACUGGUCCUGCAAUAUUUUGUAUAUGAAAUAAAAAUCUUCAUGAUAUAA